Molecule: messenger RNA, 1125 nt
Organism: Cyclocybe aegerita
Lineage: Eukaryota; Fungi; Basidiomycota; Agaricomycetes; Agaricales; Hemipholiotaceae
Source: the annotation of a GenBank genome assembly
AUGGCGUCCAACUUCUUUUCAGCCAAAGCCCCGUCAAACAAAAACGUCGUAAAACACACAGUGGAUCCUUCUUUGCAGCCAUGGGUGGAGAAAUACCGACCGAAGACAAUAGACGAAGUGUCUGCACAAGAACACACAGUAGCAGUGCUUCAAAAAACAUUGACCUCGACGAAUUUGCCCCAUAUGCUCUUCUAUGGACCACCCGGAACGGGAAAGACUUCAACCAUCCUUGCAUUAGCACGACAGCUCUUUGGACCAGAUAACUUUCGGAAUAGAGUUCUUGAGUUAAACGCGUCCGAUGAGCGUGGAAUUAGCAUUGUACGCGAAAAGAUCAAGAACUUUGCACGCCAGACUCCCCGAGCCCAAGCUGUCGCUUCUGACGGCAAAACGUACCCAUGUCCGCCUUACAAGAUCAUCAUCCUAGAUGAAGCCGAUUCCAUGACGCAAGACGCCCAAGGUGCCCUGCGCCGAAUAAUGGAAAGUUACGCGCGAAUUACACGAUUUUGUCUGGUGUGUAACUACGUCACUAGAAUCAUCGAGCCUCUCGCUUCACGUUGUUCGAAAUUCCGUUUCACGCCCCUCGACUCCGAAUCAUCCUCUCUCCGACUAUCACACAUCGCACAAGCCGAGCAUGUUGACAUCAACCAACCCGUCAUCGACGCCCUCAUCAGCACGUCGAGUGGUGACCUCCGCCGCGCUAUCACCUACCUACAGUCAGCCUCACGGCUUUCUUCCUCAAGCAACCCACCGACACCCAUUCUUCCAGCAGACAUCCAAGAAAUAGCUGGAGUGGUCCCUAACGACGUGAUAAACGAUUUUGCCAUAGUCCUUGGUAUUGAAGCCAAUGCUGGAAUGGACGUAGAUGAAGUACCAAAUCAAAGGCGCAGCGGCUUUGAACCCAUGAGGAAGAAAGUAAAAUUCUUGAUGAGGGAAGGGUAUUCUGCUGCUCAAAUAAUCUCUCAGUUGCAUGAUUUCGUUGUCUUUCAUCCCACUUUGAAUGGCAGGAAGAAAUCGGUUUGUGCUCUUGUCUUUGCAGAGGCGGAUAAGGCACUCUGCGACGGCGCAGACGAAGAACUAUGGGUCCUGGAAGUCGGACUACGUGUGAGCAAGGCGGUCCUGUCAUGA